Molecule: messenger RNA, 2845 nt
Organism: Scatophagus argus
Lineage: Eukaryota; Metazoa; Chordata; Actinopteri; Scatophagidae
Product: glucocorticoid modulatory element-binding protein 1-like
Exons: 10
Coding region: 330-1874 (514 amino acids)
Biological process (GO): positive regulation of transcription by RNA polymerase II
Cellular component (GO): nucleus
Molecular function (GO): DNA-binding transcription activator activity, RNA polymerase II-specific; RNA polymerase II cis-regulatory region sequence-specific DNA binding
Source: RefSeq, a predicted model, not a curated record
ACCAACCCUCCAACUUACAAACACAUUUUCACGACUUCGCUUGCUAUGGAAAACAUGUUUCUGGAGCUUGACAUCGUUCGACAUAGGCAGUGCCAUGGCUCAGAAGUGCUCAAACAAAGCCGCGCACUCGCACAUGAGAGCAGUUUGACCGAUUUACACAUCGCGUGCCAACUAACCGCUUCUCGUGACAGCGGGACAGAUGCUUCUCAGGCAAAUGCUGCCUUCACUGCAGGAAGUGUAACGAAGCACCACGGCGCAUGCUCUUCUGCCUCUCCGACAAGCGGAGGAUGAAAGAUCCCCUGCUGUAAUACGCUCUGUACAGAGGGGUGAUGGCGGGUGCUGAGGUCAUUGUGUCUUCAGGGGAUCUCAUGACGGUGAAGGAAGAGGAAGGGGAGUCCAGUGGCGACAACCAUAAGACUCAAGUCAUCCUGCACUUGCAGCCAAUCCUGCAUGGGGUAAAUGAUGACAUUGCUGACACUGGCACUACAGUCUUGGCCAUAGAGACACAUCAUGAAGACAGUAAAGCAGAGGGAGAGGAAAUUGAGUAUGGCUACCCCAUCACCUGUGGAGACAGCAGAGCGGUUCUACUAUUUAAGAAGUUUGUGUGCCCUGGAAUCAACGUCAGGUGUGUUAAAUUCAAUGACCAGCUCAUCAGUCCCAAGCAGUUUGUACACCUGGCAGGGAAAGCCACUCUGAAGGACUGGAAAAGGGCCAUCAGACUGGGAGGGGUAAUGCUCAGGAAAAUGAUGGACUCUGGCCAGAUAGAUUUCUACCAGCAUGACACUGUAUGCAGCAACACCUGCCGCAGCACUAAGUUUGAUGUGCUGAUCAACAGCACGCGACUUCCUCCAGGGACCUUAGUGCAGCCGAGCCUGUCGUGUCUGGCUCUCGACCCUGUUGGAGGACAGGUGCCUCCGCUGACAGGAGAGGUUUUACAUGACGCGGCAGAGGUAGAGAAGACUUUGGAGGAGAAGUUCAGCACAACAGCAGAGCGCAGCCCUGGUCCAACCCGGCCUGUUAAUCCCACAACAGCCAAUGGACAUGCUGUAAAGAGAAAGAGGGCUGACACACCUGAUGGAGUAUUAAGCCUGUGGAAGGGUGUGGCAGACUCUGGAAUGAUGGGGGAGGUCCUGUCCAGUCUCCAGACUGAAAUAUUAGCCAAUCUUAAAGGAGUAGAGGUUCGCAGUGAGAAGGCCAACCUGCAGGAGGCAGAUGCUGUUAUACUUAAUUCCCUGUGUAAGAUGUUUGGACUUUUGGACUCAGUGAAGAAAGCCUUGGACCUGAAGCGCAGCCAAGACGAAGAAAACAAGAUCCAUAACAACGAUUAUGUGUUGGAUGAAAUCUUGGAGGACCAGAGGAUGCAGGGCAGUGAUAAAAGCACUUCAUACAAAAUUAAAUCCUUAAAACACCCACGACCUCAACGUCACAACCUGUCAAACAGCCAGACUCACAACUUGCUGUCUCCUGUCAAAACAAGCCCGGUGAUCCAUCCUCUCUCUGUAACCAGUUUAUGCACUGCCUCGCACGCUCAGCUUACCAUCAGUCCUCGGUUCUUCAGACAUAUUUCGACCUCAGCUGGCCGGCAUCAGCGUGCCGGAGCUUGCAGGACGGACAGGGACAGUGGUAGUGUUGCGCUGGAGAGCGAGUGCGAGCUCAGGGAGAUGGGGGACCCAGACAGGAUUCACAGGCUUAGACAAGAGGCCAUGGGAAAAGAGCACUCCCCAGGGAUCCACAAAGAGACUGGGCAGAAGACUUUUAAGUUUCAAGAAGACCCUCACGGUAGCGGUGAGGAAACAGAGGAGACUGUGGGCUUGCAUGACAUUGAAAAGAUGUUCAUAGGAAGGAAGGCAUCAAAGAAGCAUAAAAGCAAGUGAGGGAGAGAGACAAUCUCAAAGGGAUGUGCCUGAGACAUGAAGACGAAAUUCUUUCUUGUGUUCUCAUAUAUUGUGGUUGCUUCAGUUGUGUUUACUUCAGAGGUGUUACGGGCACAGAUCUGUUCUUGCAUUAAGCGACACAUUCAAGAGGACACAAUAAUAUUUUAAUAUUUUAUCAACUCGGAACGCAGUGGAGCUGAAAUAAUCACUUGAUUCAUCCAUGAAUCAAAUUAACUUGCUACCAUUUUGAUAACUGAUUAAUUGUUUUAGUCAUUUUUUUAAUGAAAAAUGAAAAAAAAUUCACUUGCCCCAGCUUCUCAAGUGUGAACAACCAGAAAAUCGAGGAUCAACAGCAGUUUGAUAAUAAAAAUAAUGUUCAGAUGCAGCCCUAAAUCACAGAUUUUUCUCAUGUCUGCUGUAUACAGUAUUAUAAACAGGUUUGUGUGACAGCACAUCUAAAUUUUUAAAAUGCCUUUCAGAUGUCUGUAAAUAUAAUAUUUACCUUGUCUAAAAGUAGUUGGCAACUUUUUCAGGUAUUUGUGACAAAUAUUUCCACAUAAUUUUAUAAUUAAUUUCAAAUAUUAUUUGUAAUUGAAAUAUAAUAUAUAAUGUUUUGUGAGUUACACCUGUUGUCAAGUUUUAUAUAAUUUUGAUUUUGUGAAAUACAUCUCACUCAGGCUUGUAUUUUGGCUCUUGUUAUAAUGCCCGCCUAAGAUCUAUGCACCAGGCACUCAGUGUCUGAUCAACAGGCAGUAAAAACUAUAUAUAAAUUAGUAUUAUGACUGUUGAUGUGCUAUCUCUUUAAACCAGGUCCUGUUUACUAACAUGUUCUUCAGCUGCAUAAUCUUGUUUAUUUACUUUUCAUCAUAGAAAAAAUAUAAAAGUACAAUGAAAAGGACAUUGAUGGUCCAAAAUGUCCAUGUAGGCAGUGAACACAUUUUAAAUAAAAACCUAUGUGUUUGAUAUUUCAA